CUUCAUGACUUAAAUCAUUUCAUUUGCGUUGUUUUGUUUGUUAAAUUAUGCUCAACAACUCUUUCCGGAAACAAUCAUGUUCGAGUUGAUUAUUAACGAAAACUAUAUUAAAAAAAUGUUUUCAAGAACGUAACCAUCUCUAACCAACAACAACUCUUGAACAAUACUUUUAACAACUUGCGUUCGAAGCAAGAAACUGCUCCUCCUCCAUCAUCUUCCUCUAUUGAUCUUCUUCAUAUUCUCAAGUUUACUUCAAAAAAAUUGCGAGUUAAAGAAAAGAGAGACGAAAAAACUACAAACUAAGAAAAUUCAGUGGAUUGCUCAAUCUGCACCACAAUGCCAACUAUUUUAAGACCACCAAGGAACACAAUACGUGGAUCGUGCUACGAAGGGGCUAAAACCACAAUCGCGCUGCUCAAGAAGCUUGAGGGCUCGAAAGAAGAUCAUGACAACUCGACCCAAGAGUCCACCGUCAAGGAUGGCUCAUCUCUAUCUUCUUCUCCUUUGUUUUCUUGUGAGCCACAACCAUUAGAGAAGGUAAUUAAAUGGAUGAAAAACAUGAAAGAAACCGAAGAAGAACAGAAGAAAAGGAUAGUCUUUUUGAGCAGCUUUGUUACGGGUUUCAAAGAACAGCUUCAUGCUGACAUUCUUCUAAAAGCGGGCGAUGAUGGCCCUCCAAAACAUCAAGAGAGUAAAACAUGUGAAUUACUAUCAAUUAGCACAAGGCACACGAAUCUAACGCUGAUAGAGUUAAACAAGCUAAGAUUCCGAUUAGGGCAUAUAUGUGUAGCUUUCUGCUAUGGACAGUUCUAGCGAAGUCCAAUUAUUUGUUAAUA
Messenger RNA from Camelina sativa (false flax), 836 nucleotides. NCBI's taxonomy places the organism in Eukaryota, Viridiplantae, Streptophyta, Magnoliopsida, Brassicales, Brassicaceae. The record is from RefSeq and is a predicted model, not a curated record.